UUCUCAAGUGUACACUUAUCAUUUAGGCACCAGAAGCAAAAGCUGCUGCUUGGUGCUGUGGUUGUCACACUUAUCACCCCUCUUUUUGAAUAAGCAGUUAAGCCCAGCCAGCAGCUAUGGAGCCCAACAUCAUCCGAGAGGGAUAUCUGGUAAAAAAGGGCACUGUACUGAAUUCGUGGAAAGUGGUGUGGGUGGUGUUAGCGGAUGAUGGAAUAGAGUUUUACAAGAAGAAGACAGACAGCAGUCCAAAGGGCAUGAUUCCAUUAAAAGAAGCGGUGAUGACCAACCCGUGCCAGGACUUCAGCAAAAGAACGUUAGUGUUCAAGGUGACCACAGCAAAGAAGCAGGACCAUUUUUUCCAAGCAACCCACCUGGAGGAGAGAGAGGUGUGGGUUAAAGACAUCAAGAGAGCCAUUACUUGUUUGCAGGGCGGAAAGAAGUUUGCCAGGAAAUCUACCAGGAGGUCAAUUCGAUUGCCUGAAACAGUUAACCUGAGCGAGCUAUACAUUUUGAUGAAAGACCAAGACACAGGAAUUAAAGAAAUGAAAGUGGAAAAAGACAAGAAGCUUUUCAACCACUGCUUCACUGGUGACACAGUGAUUGACUGGCUGAUCUCUGAGGGGAAGGUAAGGAACCGGACUGAGGGUGUGAUGCUGUCCACAGGGCUGCUGAACGAGGGCUAUCUGCAGCCGGCUGGAGAGCUGUCCAAAUCAGCUGUGGAAAGCAACACGGAGUCUGCAUUCCUGGACCAGACGGACGCUCUGUAUUACUUUGCAGAAAGUGGCUUCUUCUGUGAAGGCUACUCGAGUGAUGAGGAUGUGCUUGUAAAAGAAGAGUUCAGAGGAGCCAUAGUAAAGCAGGGCUGUCUGAUGAAACAGGGCCACAGGCGAAAAAACUGGAAGGUGAGAAAAUUUAUCCUGAGAGAUGAUCCUGCAUUUAUCCACUACUAUGACCCCACCAAGGGUGAGGAGGAACCUCUUGGUUCGAUUCACUUGCGUGGAUCUGUUGUGACUGCGGUGGAUUACGUGCCAGAUGCUAAGAGGCAUGACAUUGAGGGCAACUUGUUUGAGAUCAUCACGUCAGAUGAGGUACACUACUACCUGCAGGCAGCUACAGACGAAGAACGCAAUGACUGGAUCAGAGCUAUUCAAGUAGUGUCAAAGACUGGAAAAUAACUGUGAAAGGCCAUUUCAGUCCAGAAGGAUCCUGACAAAUAAAUACAAGGACACUUGUUAUAUUUUGACUGUUAACACACAUUGAUAUUUUAUGUCAUACACAUAACAAAAAUGGCUAUGUAACACUUUUUACGCUGCAAGUUUGUCAAGUUCCUCUUGAAACCUAAAAAUAGAUUAAGAGAGUGACGGGAUGUGGA
Molecule: messenger RNA, 1372 nt
Organism: Ictalurus punctatus (channel catfish)
Lineage: Eukaryota; Metazoa; Chordata; Actinopteri; Siluriformes; Ictaluridae
Gene: plek
Product: pleckstrin
Exons: 9
Coding region: 117-1175 (352 amino acids)
Biological process (GO): actin cytoskeleton organization; intracellular signal transduction
Cellular component (GO): plasma membrane
Source: RefSeq, a predicted model, not a curated record